Molecule: messenger RNA, 2381 nt
Organism: Sinocyclocheilus grahami
Lineage: Eukaryota; Metazoa; Chordata; Actinopteri; Cypriniformes; Cyprinidae
Product: fermitin family homolog 3-like
Exons: 15
Coding region: 202-2127 (641 amino acids)
Biological process (GO): integrin-mediated signaling pathway; platelet aggregation; leukocyte cell-cell adhesion
Cellular component (GO): cell-substrate junction
Molecular function (GO): integrin binding
Source: RefSeq, a predicted model, not a curated record
AAAUCAGUCUGAAAAAGAGAAGAGCCAUUCACUCGCAUAGAUGGGGUGAAACCUCAGCAGAGAAAGACAGAAAAAAGUGGGAGGAAGUGACAGCACAUGUCUCACAAGUUCUUGAGAGAGGCAGAUAGAAAGUGCUAGAGACUAAGGGCGUAGUCUGUACAUCGCUUAACAUUUUUGGAACCACAACCAUACAAGACUAGAAUGGCAGUGUGGGACCUGUCCGUCUCUGUAGAGGAACUGGGACUGGAGGCCCCACCUCUUAAAAUCAGUGUCACCUCGGACCUACAUAUUGGUGGAGUCAUCCUCAAAGUUGUGGAAAAGUCACAAAUAAAAAAGGAUUGGUCCGAUCAUGCUCUGUGGUGGGAACAGAAGCUGCAGUGGUUACUGAAACCGUCCUGGACAUUGGAUAAAUGUGGGAUUCAUGCGGAUGCCCGACUCUGCCUCACACCCCAGCACAAGCCCCUGCGGUUGGUAAUGCCCAGCGGCAUCAUCCUCCGAAUGAGAGUCUGCUUCUCCAGCCCCAUAUUCCGCACCGUCAUGGGCAUAUGCAAACUCCUGAACAAUCGCCGCCCAGAGGAACUAUCCCUUCUAUGGCCAGUAGAAGAGAAGAAGAAAAAGAAAGAUAAAGAUGUUGGGGAAGAGGUGUAUGACAUCACAUGCGCACCACUUACGUCAAGCACAAUCCUGAAGCUAACCAAUGGCAUGCCUGCUUUCUUUGCUGAAACACCUGAAACUGAGGCUGUGUACAAAAUGCUGGCGGUCAGUCAGCCUGCUCCAGCACCAGAGACCAUUGCUAAGCUGUAUCGGACAACUAACAUAAUGGAGAAAGCACAUAUUAACAGCAGGUGGUUGGAUUCGUCCCGUUCUCUUCUACAACAGGGAGUCAAAGAAAAUGAUAAACUCUUACUGCGUUUCAAAUACUAUACUUUUCAUGACAUCAUACCACAGGCUGACGUGGUGCGGCUGACACAGUUGUAUGAACAGGCAAGGUGGGCCAUUCUGCUGGAGGAAAUUGAAUGCACUGAGGAGGAGAUGAUGGUCUUCGCUGCCUUGCAGUACCACAUUGGAAAAGUAUCUCUGACAGAGCAGUUUGUGGCAUCUUGUCCAGCUAUGGAAGAUCUGGAUUCGGCUCUACAGUGUCUGGAGGUGAAAAUGGAAGGAGAGAGCAGUGCAGAUGACAUGCUGGAAACAAUGACAGCACCAGAACUACAUGACUACUUGAAAAUAUUCAGACCCAAAAGGCUGACACUGAAAGGAUAUAAACAAUACUGGUUUACAUUUAAGGACACGACCAUCUCCUACUAUAAGAGUAAGGAGGAGAGUUCUAAAGAGCCAAUUCAACAAAUGAACCUUAAAGGUUGUGAGGUGGCCCCUGAUGUGAGUGUUGCUGGGCAGAAGUUUUGUAUCAGGUUGCUGAUACCUGGGCCAGAGGGCAUGAAUGAGGUCUACUUGCGCUGUGAGCAUGAACAGCAGUACAGCCGAUGGAUGGCAGCAUGUCGUUUGGCUUCGAAAGGCAAGACUUUAGCUGACAGCUCAUUCUCUAGUGAGGUGCAGAGUAUUCAGUCAUUCUUGGCCAUGCAGAAAACCACACCUAGAAAUAACACAGCUCAGACAGAUGAAAGUAUCAAUACACACAGCCUUGUCUCACCACGCUACCAGAAGAAGUACAAACCCAAGCAGCUCACACCGAGGAUCCUGGAGGCCUAUCAGAACGUAGCUCAACUCUCAUUAACAGAUGCCAUUCAGAAGUUCCUUCAGAUCUGGCAGGCUCUGCCUGACUUUGGCCUCUCUUAUAUUGUAGUCAGGUUUAAGGGUUGCCGUAAGGAUGAGGUGCUUGGCAUUGCCAAUAAUCGUUUAAUCCGCAUUGACCUGAGUGUUGGAGAUGUUGUGAAAACCUGGAGAUACAACACCAUGAGGCAAUGGAAUGUCAACUGGGACAUCAAACAGGUUGCCAUUGAGUUUGAUGGCAAUGUGAACAUCGCCUUCAGCUGUGUGACAGCAGAUUGUAAGAUUGUCCACGAGUACAUCGGUGGCUACAUCUUCAUGUCCACUCGAAGUCGGGAGCAGAGUGACACUCUGAAUGAAGAGCUGUUUCACAAACUGACAGGCGGCCAUGAAGCUCUAUGAGGAAAAAAAAAGUCUGUGUACCUAUGGACUGAAGAUAAUAAGAUCUUCAAAAAAAUUAAUUAAAUAAAUACACAUACAGAUAUGGCUAUUCAUAAAUAUUUCCCUUAAAAAACACUAUUGUGUCUUGACACGUUUGUGAGACCUGAGGUGUUUCAUUUUGUGAUGUUUCUCUGUCUAUGUUUUAAUUGGCUUUGAGCAAUCUUAUUGUAGGUUAUUUUCAGUUUUACUGUUAACACCAUAUCUUGUAGUUAUUA